Molecule: messenger RNA, 468 nt
Organism: Spinacia oleracea (spinach)
Lineage: Eukaryota; Viridiplantae; Streptophyta; Magnoliopsida; Caryophyllales; Amaranthaceae
Exons: 2
Coding region: 1-468 (155 amino acids)
Biological process (GO): DNA replication
Cellular component (GO): replication fork
Source: RefSeq, a predicted model, not a curated record
AUGUUACUUAGGAACAUAGACCACCCUUCUGGUUUAUGUAAUGGUACGAGAUUAGUGGUUACACAGUUGGGUAACCAUAUAAUUGAGGCUAAAAUCCUAUUGGGAAGCAACAUUGGUCACAAAGUUUUCAUACCUCGACUACUCUUGACCCCACCUGACACAAAAUUGCCUUUCAAGCUUCAGCGUAGGCAAUAUCCAUUGGUUGUUUGCUUUGCUAUGACUAUAAACAAAAGUCAAGGCCAAUCUCUUUCACAUGUAGGUCUAUAUCUUCCUAGACCGGUCUUUAGUCAUGGGCAACUAUAUGUUGCAAUUUCAAGGGUUACCAGGAAAAGUGGGUUGAAAAUUUUGAUAUGUGAUAAGGAUGGCCGUACAUAUAAUACUACCCAAAAUGUAGUAAACAAAGAAAUACAUUAUGAGAUAUCAUGUCCUGCUGUGGAAUACAAGAGAGGCAUAGUGGGCAAACUUUAG